Molecule: messenger RNA, 450 nt
Organism: Brenthis ino (lesser marbled fritillary)
Lineage: Eukaryota; Metazoa; Arthropoda; Insecta; Lepidoptera; Nymphalidae
Source: the annotation of a GenBank genome assembly
AUGUCUACUAAAACUUGUGCAGGCUGCUUUAAUGCUUUAAAAAUUAAGGAUAGUUUGAAGUGUUCAAAAUGCCACAAAAAUUACGAUACACUAUGUGCUAAUAUUAAUGACGGUCAUUCGAGAGCUUUGAGUACUGAGCAGAAAAAUGCUUGGAAAUGUCCAGAUUGCAUGAAUAAAAUACCUAAAGGUAACAAUACUAAUACUCCUUUACGUCCGCCUCAAUCGGACAUUACACUCUCUCACAAUACGAGCUCUCCGUCUUGCACCAACGUAACACUGCGUAACAAACGCUGUACUAAUAGUACUCAAGCUUUAUCGAGUGACGAAAAUAUUUUUGAGAUAUCUAGAGCCGACUUAAAGGAAUUAAUCAGACAUGAAAUAAAAAAUGCUGUUCAUGAAGCCUUAGCUGAUCAACUUAAAGGAAUGAAUGAUUUAUUAUCUAGCUUUCAG